AUGGUGUCAGAUGACUCGCCCCGCGCGGCGGGGCCCGACAGCAGCAGCAGCAGCAGCAGCAGAGUGAAGAGGGACGGCUUCGGCAUGGACAUGGAGGGCCCCGAGGUGGGAGCAGCAGCAGCAGUGGACAGCAGCCCCUCAGCAGCAGCAGCAGCAGCAGCAGCAGCAGCAGCAGCAAACAAGCGGCUGCGCCGCCGCAGCAGCAGCAGCAGCGCCUCCCCCGAUACCCGCAGACGCCAGGGGGCCCCCGAACCCUCUGUGGGGUCUCGGGGGGCCCCCCAAAGGGAGGAGGGCGAGUUGAGUUUUGUGUCUACCCCCCGCCACUGCCACCGCCCCUACAAGCAGCAGCAGCAGCAGCAGCAGCAGCAGCAGCAGCAGCAGCAGGACCGCGGCCGCUGGGCCAGCAGGGAGGCCCCCCGCUCCCUGUCCCCUCGCCGCUACCGCAGCGCCAGCCGAAGUGUCUCCUUUGACCGCCGCAGAAGCUCCUCAAGGGGCCCCUCCAGGGGCCCCUCUAGGGGCCCCUCUAGGGGCCCUUCUAGGGGCCCCUCUAGGGGCCCCUCCAGGGGCCCCUCUAGAGGGUACUCGCGGGGCAGGGGCCCCUCUAGGGGGUACUCUAGAGGCAGGGGGCCCUCUAGGGGGCCCUCAAGGGGCAGGGGCCCCUCCAGGGGGCCCUCGAGGGGCCCCUCUAGGGACCUUUCCAGGAGCCUCUCCAGGGGCCCCUCGAGGGGCCCCUCUAGGGGCCCCCCGUCUCCGCGGGGGCCCCUGGAGUCCAAUGGUCUUGGGUACCGCGGGCGGGGGUCUCCUGCUGCUGCAGCAGCAGCAGCAGCAGCAGAGGGGCGGCGGCGCAGCAGCAGCAGCACGGAGCGGCGGCGGCGGCGGGAGAGCAGCAGGGCGGAGCAGCAGGGCAGCAGCAGCAGCUGCUGGGGCAGCAGCAGCAGCAGCAGCUGCUGGGGCAGCAGCAGCAGAGACAGGGAGCGGGAGUUGAGAGACAGAGACAGAGACAGGGACUUCAAAGAAAGAGAAAGGGACUUCCGAGAAAGAGAAAGGGACUUUCGAGAAAGAGAAAAAGACUUCAAAGACAAACUCAAAGACCCCAGAGACAGGGGGGCCCCCUGGGGGCCCCCCUCCCGCCCCAGGGGCCCCUGGGGGGUACGGCUGGAGGGCCUCCCGCGAAGUGUCUCCAAAGGAGACAUUUUGGAUUGGCUGCGGGACGGGGGCCUCCGCGUGGCCCCUGAGCAGCUGCUGCUGCCGCAGCAGCAGCAGGACGGGGACCCGCAGCAGCAGCAGCAGCAGCAGCAGCAGCAGCAGCAGCACUUGUUUGCAUGCGUUUCGCUGCACUCCAGAGAAGCAGCAGAAACUGCGCAGUUCCGCAUGCACCGCCGGCUGCUGCAGGGCAAAAGAAUAGAUGUCUUUUUGAUUCCCCCGGGGGACCCGCAGCCGAGCAGCAGCAGCAGCAGCAGGUCUGCUGCAGCAGCAGCAGCAGCAGCAGCAGCAGCGGGGGGCCCCAGGGGCUCCCUGAGCCCCUCCCCGCGCCGCCGCUACCGCAGCCUCUCCCGCGGCUCCCCCGGGGGCCCCUGGGGGCCCCCCGGGGGGCCCCCCGGGGCCGGCAGGCACCGCAGGGGCCGCUACGAGGGUACUGUACCCUUUCGAGGGGGGCCCCCCAGGGACCGCCAGCGCAGGAGGCCCUGGAGGGGCCCCUCUUACUCCAGGUCCCCUUCUGCUGCUAGAAGGGGGCCCCCCAGGAGGCGCCUGGCCUCCAGGACCCCCCCGAGGGGGGCCCCCCGGGACAGGGACAGGGACAGGGGCCGCCACAGGAGGGGCGGGGGCCCCCGCAGGGGCAUGUACGCGCGGGACAGCUGCUCGCGGUCGCGUUCGCGUUCCUCGUCGCUGACGGCGUCGGAGCGGAGCCCGUUUGCUGCUGCAGGAAGCCCUGCUGCAGCAGCAGCAGCAGCAGCAGCAGCAGCAGCAGGCCGCCGCCGCUUCGCAGCAGGCUCUUCCCGCGGCGAAGAGCGGCAGCAGCUGCUGCACCGCCAGGGCCGCUGCCGCCCCUGUCCCCAAGUGCUGCGGGGCCUCGACUGCUUCUCUUCUGUCUCCUGUCCCUUUUGCCACCACGCCGAGCACGACCCCAUGUUCUGCCGCCCCAGCGAGGUGAAGCCAGAGGAGACGGACGCCAUCAGUCCCGCUGCUGCUGCUGCAGCAGCAGCAAAGGAGACGGAGACGCAGCAGGGCAAGGAGACAGCAGCAGCAGCAGCAGGGCAGGCGCGGGGCAGCCGCAGCGCGUCCCCGCAGCCGAAGGAGGAGCAGCAAAGUGGAGAGUCUGCUGCUGCUGCUGCUGCUGCUGCUGCGGAGCCGAAGCAGGAGGAGGAGGAGCGGAAGGUGUCGCCCGCGGUGGCAGCAGCAGCAGCAGCAGUGGCAGCAGCAGCAGGAGACUUCAGCCUGCAGCAGCAAGUGGAGCGGCAGCACAAAGCUGGCACUUGUCUCCCCUGCCAAGACCACCUCAGCAGCAGCUGCAGCAAAGGCAGCAGCUGCUCCUUCUGCCACGACCCGGCCCACGCCAGCGAUGCAGCAGCAGCAGCAGCACAGAAGCAGGCCCCGGGCGCCAAAAAGGACAAGGCGAAGAAAGCUGAGAGCCGGGAGCAGCAGCAGCAGUACGCGUUGGAGCGGCACCGGCGGGGCUGGUGUCAGCCCUCAGCAGCAGCAGCAGCAGCAGCAGCAGCAGAGGCGGCGCAGCAAAAGCAGAGGCAGCUGCAGCAGCAGCAGCAGCAGCAGCAGCAGCACAGUGCAGCUGGAGGCACUCGACCGCUGGAUUUGCUGCCUUCGGAAGAAGCUGCUGACGGCGGAGACAACAAGGGGGCCCCUGCAGCAACAGAGAAGCCCAAGCUGGGCCUCGUCGGCGAAGAGGGG
Molecule: messenger RNA, 2904 nt
Organism: Eimeria necatrix
Lineage: Eukaryota; Apicomplexa; Conoidasida; Eucoccidiorida; Eimeriidae
Exons: 6
Molecular function (GO): metal ion binding; nucleic acid binding
Source: RefSeq, a predicted model, not a curated record